CCUCCUGCUACCUACCUAUCACCGCCACCACAGUUUCCUGAUCAUCCUUCUACCACACCACACCACAUAAUGGCAGCACCGAGAGCAACGCAGUUUGUCGCCCUGAGGAACUUGGCUCGUGGCAGCAGACAGACUCGCAGCUUGCACAUGACCGGCCCAGCAACAUAUGCUUCGCCUGUGCUCACCAAGGAGCGCCCAGUGCUCAACCUUCCCACCGACAUCGCCGGCCUGCGUGCAGAGUGCAAGAGGCGGAAGAUCGAGGUUGCCGGCUCGAAGUCGGAUCUCAUCUCGCGCCUGAAUGCUCACGAGCUCGCCAACUCCCGCGCAUUCAGCACUGCCAUCGAGCAGUCGAGACGACCAACCGCUGAAGCUGAGGGCGCGCCGAAGGCCGUCCGCCACUUCAACGUCAGCCGUACCCUAAAAACCAACAACGACACCUCCACAAUCGACUUCGCCUACUUCCCAGAUGCCGACCCGGACAACACCGACCAGUUGGGCCAGAUCCGCGUGCCUAUCAUCCCGACCAACAUGACUCCACCGCGGACAGGCGCACACGCACCAGAGGUUGAGACGGUCGUGAUGAAGCCGAUGAUCAGUGCCAUGUCCGCAGAUGCCGUCUAUCUGCCCAUGGCUGACAUGUCUGACGGUCACGCCCUGAACGUCGACUUCCAUGCCAUGGCCGAUCGUGUCGCCGCCAACAUCCGGCGCUUGCAAGUUCCAGUGGAGGAGCAAGCUAGCAUCAUGAAGCAGCUGUGGAGCGAUCUUGUCGAUGACAUGAUGGGCAAGAAGCUUGCGCAUUCGUAGUUCCUUCGAACUAGGCGUAGGUGCUGGCGUUGAGCGCACAUGAUGUGACAUUAGCGGGAUGGCUGAGUAAUUAGGUCGAGCGAAUAAUCAGCGGAGCGACGCAUAUAUUUCAUCUAUCGAUAUUGUCCGAUCAUGCAGCUGACUGCCAUUGACGGGCGCUUCUCCCUGACACUUUUGAUAUUAAUGCCAGACACUGCGCCUCUAACAGCCCACGACUUGACUAGCUGAAAGAAUGCUUGAUGCGACCGCUAUGCACCUCGCCAGGCUGAACGACAAAGCGGUUACCGUCCGCUGCAAACUUUAUGUAUUCGUCGAACCGUCACCUCAUGUAACAAUACAGGGUAUGCCACUCAACGCCCGAACACCACCCAAAUAUGCUGACGUACAUCAUCCGAUAAACCCAUUCCCAACCAGUGGACCCACCCACUUCCCUUUCCCCUUCCUCGCCGCCUUCAUCUCCGCAUACAACGCC
Molecule: messenger RNA, 1276 nt
Organism: Baudoinia panamericana UAMH 10762
Lineage: Eukaryota; Fungi; Ascomycota; Dothideomycetes; Mycosphaerellales; Teratosphaeriaceae
Exons: 3
Coding region: 70-804 (244 amino acids)
Source: RefSeq, a predicted model, not a curated record